UCCAAUUCCAUAUCAGUGAUGUCAACUCAGAAGCUGUCCAAAUUCCCCACCGUCUCUGCCUGCAGGAAUCCCUCCGAUCUCCAUUUCUCGAGAUCUUGUUUUACAAGGUAUGUUUUCUAGCUAAACCAGAUCUACAAAUUUUAUCACCUCGCUUUUAAUUCACAAAUUUUUGCGUAUUUUAUUUCUCUAUUUCAUUUUUUAAUACAAAAUUUACAAAUUAGACAAUAAACCAUGAAUUCCAAUUACGGAAAACCUAAAGGAUCAACAUCCGGUUCACUCAAUAACUUCAAUUUUGAUCUCGAUCUCGGUCUCGGGUCUGGUCGGCCCAAGUCACUUAAUGACCAAAAAAACAGAACCACGUCGUCGUUUCAAUCUUCAUAUUCAUCGUCGACGACAACACAGACUCAAUCAAAGCCCACGUGGCAGCCAAACAAGCCAUCGUGGACUCAUCAACCGGCGCCGAGUCAGUCCGGGGUACAAAAUGCACCCACUUCAAUGGUGGGUGAUAUACGUGGCAAGAGUUGGCCGGCAAAAUCAAGUUCUGGGAUUGGGAUUGGAAUAGUUGAUAAGAAUCCUAAUCUGUUUGGUGAUCUUGUUAGCUCUGCUUUAGGUCAGGGUAAGAGUAAUAGUAAUGUUCCUUUGAAAAAUGCAACACCGGUGGCAUCCAAUAAGAGUUCAUAUUCGAAGGGGAAUUUGGCUGAUUCAUUACCGAAAACGAGUAAUUCAUCGAAAAGUAGUGGAAAUUGGGGGUCUGGAGAGAGUUUUGGGAGUUAUACUGGUGGAUUUAAUAGUAGUGGUGGUAGUAAUGUGAAUGCAAAUGUGAAUGUUAAUGCUAAUGUUAAUAAGAGUUCGAAUCUUGGGGGUCAGUCGAUGAAGAGCAUGACUGGAAAUGGGAUGCGUGGUAAUAAGGAUCCAUUUGGUUCUCUGUUUGAUAUGGGAUCGAAGCAAUCGGGUAGUCUUAAUUCAGCAAGUAAAGGGGAUAAUAACAGUCGUGGUGUUGAUUCUUUUGGAGAGUUCCAGAAUGCCUCUAAACCCAGUACAACAGCAUUCCCUUCAAGCGGUGUUGCUUCAAGUAAUAAUGAUUUUAUGGCAUCAAAUUUGGGCUCUGAUUUUGGGGCAUUCAAGGAUCAUGGUUCUCAGAAUAAGUCCUCUGGUCAAAGUCAAAGUACUGGUGGCGAUCCACUUGACAUGUUCUUUUCCUCAUCGUCAGCUGCAACAGGAAGUGCUGCUACUGCAUUUAGUGGAGGGCAGCAGUUUUCAGAAGAUGAUUGGGGAUUGGAAUCCGAUUUUGGAGGAGGAAACGAUACUGGCGGUACUACCACUGAGCUUGAAGGGCUGCCUCCUCCUCCAGCUGGGGUAACUGGUGCUGCUGCAAAGAACAAGGGUAUAGAUAAUCAAAAGGCAGGCCAAUAUGCUGAUGCCAUUAAGUGGUUGUCUUGGGCUGUUAUACUUUUUGAGAAAUCAGGUGAUGAGGAUGCUACAAAGGAUGUUUUAUCGACUAGGGCUUCAUGUUAUAAAGAAGUUGGGGAGUAUAAGAAGGCUGUGGCUGACUGUUCAAAGGUGCUAGAACAAGAUGAAGCAAAUGUAUCCAUUCUUGUACAGCGUGCACUCCUGUAUGAAAGCAUGGAAAAGUAUAAACUUGGGGCCGAAGACCUGAGGACUGUUCUGAAGAUUGAUCCUAUUAACCGGAUUGCAAGAAGUACCAUUCAUCGCUUGGCAAAAAUGGCAGAUUAGAGAGGUUUUGGGAUUAUUUUUUGUUGUUUGUAUUAGCUCCUUUAUUUAGCUCAAUGCCUUUUCCCCUCCCACUAUACGAAGUUGUGGGGAAUUAUAACAAUUUUCCAUGAUACGUGGAUUUGAUAUGAUCAUUGUGUCCUUCUGGAGGAUUUUACAUGUAUGAUGUGUUUGAUAUCUUUUAUUGUUUUGUGACUGGAAAUGAUUUUUCUUUGUUGCCAUAAAAUGGUUUUCAAAAUUUGCAGUUGGAUUGUCAAGUGUACUGUUUUUUUUUCAUAUAUAUGAAACUAUUAAAUC
Molecule: messenger RNA, 2028 nt
Organism: Pistacia vera
Lineage: Eukaryota; Viridiplantae; Streptophyta; Magnoliopsida; Sapindales; Anacardiaceae
Exons: 2
Coding region: 232-1734 (500 amino acids)
Molecular function (GO): protein binding
Source: RefSeq, a predicted model, not a curated record